Messenger RNA from Didymodactylos carnosus, 423 nucleotides. Lineage: Eukaryota; Metazoa; Rotifera; Eurotatoria; Philodinida; Philodinidae. The record is from the annotation of a GenBank genome assembly.
AUGUCAGCAGAAUCUUAUUGGACAGUAACGACUGGUCAUGCAAAUCGAACUGGCUGGAGUUGUCGUGAAUGUCAUGCUGUAAUAUACCAAGGCGAGCCAAUAGUGAUACGCGAUGGGCGUAAGCUUCGCUUAAUGUAUCAUGAACGUUGUUAUAGUGGUGUUUCAGAUCCACGCACACAAUCUGGUAGCUCUUACCACGACCAAAAAUGGACAAAUACUCAACCUAUUCAACAAAAAGCACCACCGGUCAAAGGGUAUGGUAAAUGGAGUUGCAGUGAAUACGGUUAUAAAGGUGAUUUAUAUGCACCGGUUUCAAAUGUAAAAAAUAUGCGAUCAAGAUCUAAAGAAUCAAAUGGAACAGCGACAUCGCUAUCACCUGUCCGAAAAACCGGACAUUCAAGCCCACCUAGGAAGAGUUUCUAG